Molecule: messenger RNA, 2992 nt
Organism: Microbotryum saponariae
Lineage: Eukaryota; Fungi; Basidiomycota; Microbotryomycetes; Microbotryales; Microbotryaceae
Source: the annotation of a GenBank genome assembly
AUGUUUCCCCUUCACCUGCUCGCUGUGGACCUUAGCGCUUGAGCUGCUGACCCAUCUGGAGCGCCGCUUUCUUCUCUCUCUCAUCUCCAACAGUACAUCGACCCGAUCGUCCAGUCGACUUUCAACCAGGAUGGCUCGAUCCAAGAGAUUGUCCGGGCACUCUCGACUCGACUCCGCGACUCCAACACGACCGUAAGUAUACGCUCCAGCUGGUCGAGCAUUGUGCAACCACAUUACUCCAGAGACACUCACACUAGAUCCCCUUGGCUUGCAGGUCGCCUUCAAGGCGCUGCUCGUGCUGCACCAGAUGCUACGGUCCGGAGCGCUCGAACCGACGUUCUCCUACCUCGCCUCGUCCUCGGUCACAUCCCAGCUCUCGUCCCACGAAGCGCCCAACAUCUCGGCGUACGGCCAGUACCUUGCUUGCCGAAUCAAAUCUUAUGCGAACCUCAAGCGGGACGUCAUCCGCGACAAAGCCGAUCGUCGCUCCAUGAGCCGGCUUCGGACCCUGACCGUCGAGGGGGGGUUAUUGAGAGAGACGAGAGAGGUCCAGCGCAUGAUUGCCACCUUGGUCGAAAGCAAGGUGAGUCAAGUUCGAAGAGACUCUGUACGAAUAUCGCUGAUCUCGAGAUGCUCUGCUGCAGUUUUACGCCGACGACAUCGACGACGAAGUUUCGAUGACUGCGCUGCGCUUCCUCGUCAAGGAUCUGCUCGUGCUCUUCACCGCCGUCAACGAAGGCGUCAUCAAUGUUCUCGGUGCGUGAACACAGCUUUAGGUCGUUUAUUGCACUCACCUGACGUUGAUAAUGAUUGCGUUGAGCAGAACAUUACUUUGAGAUGAGUCAUGUCGACGCCACGACUGCGCUCAAGAUCUACAAGACCUUCUGCCGAGACACCGAAAAGGUUGUCGCAUACCUUGGGAUCGCCAAGAAGCUGCAGCACGUCACCAACAUCCCCAUUCCCAAUCUCAAGCAUGUGCGUGUGGGAUGUUUUGGCUUCGAAGAUGAGCAGAAAUCCAGAGACUGACUCGCACACCCCCACGCCUCCAUACCAGGCCCCAGUGUCGCUAGUCUCGUCCCUGGAGGAGUACCUCAACGACCCCAACUUUGAGCACAACCGAGAAGAGUACAAGGAGAACAAGCGGAUAGCUGAUGGUAAACCUAGAUGUGGGUUCUCCCUCGGAUUUGCCGACUAGAAGAGCUCAAUGCUGACGAGGCCGAUUGUGCCCUUUCCAGCUUCGUCCAAAGCGCCUGCGACGUCAGCACCAUCCGCCGCCACCGCAUCCACGUCCGCAGCCGCACCCUCUGCUUCCACUUCGUCUGCAACACCGUCAUCGACCGAGGCACCAAAAGCUCCCACGUCCUUCACCGACUUUUUCGAGUCGAUCGAGCAAUCGCAAACGGCCAUGUUCGACCCUUCGACGGGCUCACCGACGCUCAGCUAUUUCCAGCAACAGGCCGUAUUCAACCCCUUCGUGCAGAAUCAAAUGACGGGCAUGCAAUCGCCCUUCGGCAUGGUCCAACCGCAGGUGACGGGCUUUGCCGCGCCGAACCCUUUCAUGCAACCUCAGAUAACGGGUCUCGUGCACCCUCAAAUGACGGGCUACGUCCAGCCGCAGAUGACGGGCAUGGCGCCAAAUCCGUUCCGACAGAGCAUGAUGCCGACAGGACAAUCGCCAUUUGGAGCGUUCGCCGGUGGACAGCCCCAACCUCAAAUAAUGCAGCAGCAAGCAACGGGCAUGCCCUUCACAGCCCAGGGUGGAUCGGGAUUCCUUCAACCGCAAGCGACAGGCGCUGGUCCCUUUGCCAACGGGACUCGACCCAUGAGUGUCAUCACGUCGCAGGCAACCGGCAGUCCGUUUGGUAACACGACCCAGCCCGCAUCGCCCUUCAUGUCGCAAGCCCCGGUGACCGCUUCGUCCCCGUUUGCUCCUCCACAACGAGUGGCUUCGCCUUUCGGCAACGGCGUGUCCUCGCCGUUCAACUCAACCUCCUCGGCACCCGCCACGGCGCCUCUGCAGGCUCAGAAAACAGGAGCCCGGAAUCCGUUCGCCCCCGCACCGGGCUCCGUCCCUUCGCCUAAACAGCCCCCAGGUCCGAGCAUGAAUCAGCUAGCGUACAAUGCCUUUAAUCAGUCGCAGCAAGCCCAGGCCCAACAGCAGCAGCAACAGCAACAGCAGCAACAUCAGCCACAAGCACAGCAAAAUCAACAGAGCGGGUUCGCCAAUGGUACAAAUGGUUCGGCCUUCCAAUCAUCGCAACCUACGGGCUCAUUUUCGACUGUAUUCGGCAACGCGCCAUCAAACCCGACACCUUCGGCCCUGAUCCCGGUCAAGACGGGCAUGAUGGGCAAUAUUGCUUCCGAGUUCGCCUCUUCUUCCUCACCCUUCGGCGCUUCGAGCGGCCAAAAUGCGUCCGGAAGCACGUCAACCACCCAAUUCUCUUCCUCGUCUAACUUCAGCCCCAUCUCGACUUCUAACCCGACACCGUUCUCGACCUUUCCUUCCACUUCGGGUCUUCAAUCCCCUUCUUCACCUCUGACCUCGCAGCCCACCGGCUUCGGAGGCUCAACGAUGCGCGCCUUCCAACCCACUUCGACCUUUGGCAACGACCUCGCCAAAGAAUUUAGCGGGGCCUCAUCGACACCUUUCCAAUCCCAAUCCCAGACCGGGAAUAUUUCCUCCAACUUCUCGACGUCGAAUCAGAACCAGAAUCAAUUCGGAACGAACUCGACCGGUCGUGCCUCCCCUUUCGGCACCUCGAACUCUUCUUCUUCUGCAAUGGCCCCGAUCCAAACCCAAUCGACGGGCUUCAACCCCUUCCGGGGAUCGACACUACCGCCACUCAACUCGCCCUUAUCGGCGCAGAGGACAGGGUUCCAACCCUCGAGCGCGUUCGGAGCGAGUCUCGUGGCGGAGAACCAAGGGCAGGGGCAGGGGCACGGUCAACAAGCUGGUGGUUCAUCGACGAAUGCUUCGUAUAAUCUAAUCUAA